Molecule: messenger RNA, 2950 nt
Organism: Ruditapes philippinarum (Manila clam)
Lineage: Eukaryota; Metazoa; Mollusca; Bivalvia; Venerida; Veneridae
Product: mitochondrial genome maintenance exonuclease 1-like
Exons: 5
Coding region: 1114-2160 (348 amino acids)
Biological process (GO): mitochondrial DNA replication
Cellular component (GO): mitochondrion
Molecular function (GO): single-stranded DNA exodeoxyribonuclease activity
Source: RefSeq, a predicted model, not a curated record
AUUUGAUGGAAAGGAGCAUUGUUACUACCAUGUUAUCCGCUAUACCUUAAAAUCCGCUACUGCCUAAACAACUGUACCCAUAGGAACCGAGUUAUAUGGGCGACUGCAUAAUUUAGGGAAUAUUCCAGCUAAAAGUGAAUGGUUAUUUUAACCGAGUUCCCCGUUCAUAGGCUUUGCUUUCUUUCAUACUACAAGGAGCUCGCUUUGAGGCUUUGUCUUUUUCACACGGGGAAGUCAAAGACCGGGCCCGUGAAGCGGGUCCGGGCUUUGGCUUGCCCUGCUAUAGACUACACGUGUAUAUUUAAAAGAAAAUCAAAUAAAAAACAAUUAAAAAAUAUAUAUAGAAUUCUAUACCUAUCAAUGAAAUUUUCAGUGUCAGUUCUAGUCGGGCGCCGCCAUUUACAAUGUAACUCAAUGAUAAAAGUCGGGGUAUUCCGAUAACGGAACAAAUCUCAACUUUUCUGAUCAAUGAUAAACGUCGAGUGUUCCGAGUGAAAACGGAAGCGGUGCAUGUAAUACCGAAUGACAAUUUUAAAACGGAAAGAAUGAAAGGAAUUUUUUAACGACUUCCCCGUUCAUAGGCUUUGCCUAAUUUCAUAUUAUUAUCUAGGAAGCUUUGUUUGGAAAAAAAAUCCAAUGUCGCGGAAACAUGUGUUAAAUGUGUAAAAUAGGAAGUUAGGAACGUUUUCACACCAUACAUUUCCACAGAUUCAUACUUAGCAAGUGGAUGGUCAAUUUUCUUAGAACUUGAUUUCGAAACUGAUUGUUUCUCUUUCAUUAGACGCCUCAGAUCAUCUUUAGUCACAAUCUUUUUCUUUUUGGACGCCAUCUUGAAUAAUAUUCUUGAUCCAAAUAUUCGAAUGAGACUUUCAUUUCAUGUUAAAAGUUGUGUACGUGAAAUUUGACAAACAAUAUUCGAACGAAAUUGUUAUCAUUUUAAGUGUUUUUCUAUUCGUGUUUUAGUAUAUUUUUUGCUCUUUAAAAUUUUUUGACUCUACAUAGUUUUUAUUUAUUUUUUUUAAAACCGCGAACAAGGGACAGAACUCUAGUGUGGACUCCGGGAACGCAUGCAGAAAAAACUUAGCUAUCAAAAUAAGUUAACUUUUCAGAACAAUGAACAGUAUGCCUUGUUUGAGACGCACACUGCAUUACACCUUGAGAGAGGUUAAAGUUCACCCAAACAUUGAUAUGUAUAGUCAGUUACUUCACAGAUUAGGCCAUUUGUCAGGAAGUGGAUUUCGGGCAUGUUCAUCAAAAGUUUUUGACUUAAAUCAAGUUGCAAGAUCAAAUAGAGAAAAAAGUUCAUUAGAUGGUGUUAAAAGGUCCAUAUCUCAGAAAGUUGUUAAGAAAUCAAAGCCAAAGGCCAUUAAGGAGGAAGUUACACAAACGCCAGAAGAUGAAUUGGAUAUUCCGGACUGGUUUAGUACAGUAAUGGAAUUACCAUUUUAUGCACAGGAGGAGAUUGACAGUUCAAACCAUGCGCAGUUUAAAGAGUUUGUUGAAGGCCUAGAUAUAACAUAUUUACCAUCAGUGAGCACAGUAAUUAAGCAAACAGAAUCAAAAUCCUCACAAACUGUUCUAAAAAGAUGGAAAGCUUCAAAGAUAAAAGAGCUUGGCAGCGAAGAGCAAUUUGAAAAAUAUCAUCAAGGUAUAAUAAAUGAUGGACUCAAUCUCCACAAGUGUAUAGAGAUGACCUUGAAAGGUGAGGAAGAUGUCAAGGUCAAGGGCUCACAUGAAGGUCACUGGGAAAGUGUUAAAACAGUGUUGGGAGAUGUUAAGAAUGUGAAAAGCCUGGAGAGUGAUUGUGUUCACCCAGAAGUGUUCUAUAGAGGAAAAUUUGACUGUAUUGCUGAAUUUAGGGACACGUUAUGUUUGAUUGAAUGGAAGACCUCAAGCACCCUCAAGCCAUUAUUGAGUGCUACAUAUGAUAACCCUCUACAAGUUGCUGCAUAUAUGGGUGCUGUGAACAGAAGUGGAAUUCUCAAGCAGUUAGAUAUACCCAACGUGACAAAUGGUGCUCUGGUGUUUGCCUAUGGUACAGGUGAGCCAGCUACAGUUCAUAUGAUGUCCCAGAAGAUAUGUGAGAAAUACUGGAGGAAGUGGAAGCAGAGACUGUAUCUUUACUGGGUUCAACAAUACCAGAAUUCUUUAGAGAAUUGAAAUAAGUAUUGGUACACAGUAUGUUAAGUAGAAUUGAGUGAUUUUUAUUGGCUAAAAUGUAUGCCCCCCGUCCCCCAGCUUGAUCUGACAGUUUGUUUUGAAAUGAUAUAUUGAAACAAUCUGUCUGGAAUAAAUUUUCCAGUUAAGCAAAAUCUUGUGAUAUGUGAAAUGUCAUUGGUGCUGUGAUAUGUUGAAUAUCGUACAUUUUGUGUUGUGGACAUUGACCAUUGUUACACGUGUAUGGAGACUACAGUCAAGUUAGGCCAUUGUUAAUUGUAACGACUUUGGACAUUUUUAAAGUGCAAGACAAGUGACAGGUAGUGACAAUAUCUGUGUCAGAACUGAAUACUAUUUAACAAAAGACAUAUUCCUAGUGAAAAAUGUGCAACAGAGUGUUUUAAAGAGCUGUUGAUCAAGAUAACAAGAUAAGUUAACUUCACUCAAGUAAAGGUACACACAUUAGAACUAUGAUCUAUUAGAUGAGGCUGGGUAAGUGAUAUUAUAUAGAGAUAGGCAUGUGUUGAACUGUUAUUAUAUAUUAGGUAGGAUAAUUUCACAAUAGUUUAUACAUUCCUAGUGUUCAAUAAGAAAACAAAAACAGGAUUGGGUUCAAUUAAUCCUGAUUUUGUUUUAAUUCCUUAAAGCAGCAUGCCUCCAGAUUUGUGUAAGAAAUCUUGUUAACUGUACAAAUUUGGUUAAUUUAGUUUAAAAUACUAUCUGCUAAAAUUAUAACCUGUCCAAAAGUAAAGGCUGAAAUUUCACUUGCUCAGCAAGUAAAGUUGUAGAGGUG